Molecule: messenger RNA, 1468 nt
Organism: Rhopalosiphum padi (bird cherry-oat aphid)
Lineage: Eukaryota; Metazoa; Arthropoda; Insecta; Hemiptera; Aphididae
Product: TIMELESS-interacting protein
Exons: 2
Coding region: 500-1201 (233 amino acids)
Biological process (GO): replication fork arrest; DNA replication checkpoint signaling; DNA damage response
Cellular component (GO): replication fork protection complex; nucleus
Molecular function (GO): DNA binding
Source: RefSeq, a predicted model, not a curated record
CUUUGAGUAGAUAGUACUUUAAAUAUUUAUCUAUCUAAUAAUUUACUGGUAGUAUUUAUUAUCCAUCUUGGUGGUUGUGAAUUUUUUUUAAAUCUUUUAUGUUUAUCACGUUUUCUGCAAUCACCUGAUACCUGAUACGUCGUGUAUAGAAGUUUUAAUAGUCACCAGUAACGGCAGUAACUAUUGUACUGGUCUUGUGUUUUGGAAAUUUAGCGGGAACGCUUAAUUUACUCGAUCUGCCAUGCCUGGAAUGCCCAAAGAUCAACAAGAACAGGAAACCGAUAAUACCGUCCAACCAAUACAACCAACUCUGACGGACCGCCUGAACAAAUAUCUGUUGUGCGCCUAUUUAAAUCGUCUAAACGAAGAGGACAGCCGCGGUGGUGGUCAGCAAUUUGUUCGCGAAGACGACACGGCUGACGCAGACACCGAAGAAGCGUUUUCUAAUUGACUAUCAAUUUAUUAUUGUUUCACGUCAUUGUUCUCUCACUGAUCAGCGAUGGAUGACUUUGACGAUAACGAUUUUGACUAUUUGGUCGAAGGCCGUCUCGACGAAGAUGUCGAUAAAUAUUUGGAGCCACAGGAACGAGACGAGCCACAGGACCGAGACCAGCAAGAACAAAAUGAGGAAAAACGAAUGGUUCCAGUGAAGAUACGCGUGAGGAAUCCACAACCCAAAUUGAAUGCUGAAAGGUUGCGAGGUCCUCGUGGGUUAUCUGUACUCCCAACAUGGUUUGAGAACAUUGAGUUGAAAGGCAAAGGUCAUGAAUCAGAAGAUCUUAAUGCUGUCAUAAACCGUUUAGAACAAUGGACACAUAGAUUAUUUCCUAGGUAUACAUUUGAUGACUCUCUCGAUAAGUUAGAGAAUUUAGGCAAAAAAAAUGAAGUUAAAGUGUUGUUGAAACGAAUAAGGAUGGAUUUGGAAAGUAAUGAUUGUAUAACACAACUCGAUGAUGAAGAGGUUGAAUCACCACCCCCUCAGAUUGAUGCAUUUGAUCGGAUUGCUAACACUGUAGACAUAUUCCCUGUGACAUCUACUCCAAGUGUCAGUAAUACUGGAUUAACUGAAGAACAAAGACAAAGGAUGAUGCGUAACCGAAUGUUGGCUGAGGAAAGGCGACAAGCUAAGAUUAGAGCUCGUCAAGAACAAGAAGUAAAAGCUACCUCAAAUACUGAUUCUGUAUCUUUUGAUUCUUUGUAAUGUUAUUAAUAAUUUACAAUUGUAAAUACAUAUUUAUGUCUAUACAUCUAAGAAAUAUUUAUUUUUUAUAAAAUUAAUUAUUAAUUUAAAAGCUUCAGUAACAGGAAAAUAUAUUUUUAAUUGUGAUCAUUAAUAUACUAUGAAAAUUCAAAUUAAUGAUAUAAAAUAUAAAAAAAAGUUAAAGUGAAAAUCUUUGUAUUUAUGUACUACCAAUUACCAUUGAUUAAUAUACAAUAUAAUAAAUUAUAAUAUAAAUUUAUUGUGUCA